Messenger RNA from Ahaetulla prasina, 540 nucleotides. RefSeq names its product NADH:ubiquinone oxidoreductase subunit B4 (gene NDUFB4). The record is from RefSeq and is a predicted model, not a curated record. The transcript is spliced from 3 exons. Lineage: Eukaryota; Metazoa; Chordata; Lepidosauria; Squamata; Colubridae. Gene Ontology annotation, cellular component: mitochondrion. The coding region runs from base 50 to 460 and encodes 136 amino acids.
CGUGCGCAUGCGUGGAAGAGAAAGCUGAGCCUAUGUUUUGCCCUCGGCCAUGGUCGUGUCCUCCGUCUCCCGCUUUGCGUCCCAAUACCGGCCGGCGCCUCUAGCGAGGUUGCCGCCUCAGCUGGACCCCAACGAAUACCAAUGGAGCCCCGAGAAACGCCGCGCGGAAGCCGAGCGGGUCGCCCUCCGCUCCCGCAUGAAGCGCGACUACUUCCUGCGGGUUAACGACCCUCGACGGAUGGAGCUCGUCGAAGAUCCUGCUGUAAUUCGUUGGGAUUAUGCCAGAAGGCAAAACGUGUAUCCUAGCUAUCGUUUUACUCCUAAAAGCUCCCUAUUGAGUCUUCUUUGGGGAGUAGGGCCCUUUGUUUUCUGGUAUUAUGUCUUUAAAACCACUAGGGCUUAUAAAGAAAAACUCAAAUCAGAAGGCAGAUAUGAGGAGGGGUUCCGUACUGGCUAUUAAGUCUAUCUUGUGUAUGAAAAUCUUGUUGGAGAAACUUUAUUUCUCUGUAACUACUUUCAAAAUAAAGCUUACUAAAUAAA